Molecule: messenger RNA, 1317 nt
Organism: Penicillium malachiteum
Lineage: Eukaryota; Fungi; Ascomycota; Eurotiomycetes; Eurotiales; Aspergillaceae
Product: serine hydrolase domain-containing protein
Exons: 3
Coding region: 1-1317 (438 amino acids)
Source: RefSeq, a predicted model, not a curated record
AUGGCCGAGAUCGAUGCAGUAUUAGCCAAAUUCACUGACCCCAUCAAAGGAAGCAUUCAUGGUGCUACAUUUGUAGCCAUUGAUAGAAAUGGGAAUGACAUCUACCGGAAAUCAUUUGGUCACCAGAAAGUUGACACCAGCAAGUCACCAGUCCUGACUCCGGAUACAAUUUCAUGGAUUGCCAGUUUAACCAAACUCACUUCAUCUGUGUCGGUGAUGCAAGUCGUCGAAAGGGGACUCAUUGGAUUGGAUGAUGAUAUUCGCACUGUGCUUCCAGAAUUGAAGGAUUUGAAAGUUCUGAUUGGAUUUGAGGGAGAAGAAGAAGAGCCUGAGCCUGAAGUGCAAGUCAAAGAUAAGAAGGGACCAUACAGUGCCGAGCCAGUGGUUAAACCGAAGGGCAAUCCUAUAAUGGAGGAUGUUCAUGGUCCCAUUACUCUCAGACAAUUGAUUUCCCACACAUCAGGCCUCCGCUAUGAUCUGGGGAGUACCCUUCUAAUGCAGUAUUCUGCUUGGGCUGAUCGGAAAGAGAAUAUGUUCUUUGGGACUUUAGAGGGCAACCUCACACCUCUUCUCUUCCAGCCCGGUACCUCUUGGGCGUAUGGACCGGGGCUUGACUGGGCGGGUGAAGCAGUGGCGAGACUCACUGACAUGAACUUCGAUGAAUACCAGCAGAAGUACAUCUGGCAGCCACUAGAAGCAAAGAACACAACAUUCUUUCCAGCGAAUCGCGGUACCACUGAAAAAGAUCUCCAUGAGAUAGCAGAGCGGUCACAAGGGGUAGGCUCCCAGGAUCUCAAAUUUGGAUCAUUGCCUUGGCUCUUCGAAUGUCGGGAUGCUCUCGGUGGGGCCGGGUUAUACUCCACUGCCAAUGACUAUAGCAAGUUGCUGGCCGCUCUGUUAGCAGAUGGAGGGCCACUUCUUAGCAAAGCAUCUGUUGAUGAAAUGUUCCGACCACAGGUAGGCGCUGGUUCGGUGGCUGGGCUGCGAGCAUCCCUUGUUGGAGAUGGUUCGGAUAAUACCCACUCCACGACCUGGUCACAUUCUUUCGAGGCCGAUCGCAAAGAUCUCAUGGAGAUGCAGCACUGCUUGUGUGGAGUGAUCAACACCGAGGAUGUAAAUGGGCGGCGGAGAAAGAAUAGUAUCGCCUGGUCAGGACUACCCAAUCUCAUUUGGUGGAUUGACCGUGAGAGUGGUGUAGCGGCCACUUUUUUCACUCAAAUGAACCCAGAUGGUGACGAGUUUAUUAGAAAGCUCCAGUGGGAUAUUGAGCAUGCUCUGUAUAGACUUAUAGAUAGACGUGGUUCCAGCCAGGAAUAA